Syngnathus acus (greater pipefish) is the source of this 754-nucleotide messenger RNA. Its product is annotated as small membrane A-kinase anchor protein-like. The coding region runs from base 332 to 562 and encodes 76 amino acids. Gene Ontology annotation, molecular function: protein kinase A regulatory subunit binding. The transcript is spliced from 2 exons. NCBI's taxonomy places the organism in Eukaryota, Metazoa, Chordata, Actinopteri, Syngnathiformes, Syngnathidae. The record is from RefSeq and is a predicted model, not a curated record.
UCUCUCACUUAUGCACGUCGCCUGCUGGGCUGAGAUCAGUCGGGAAGAUCAUCGAGCGAGCACGAGAAGCGGCACCAGCGCGAAUUGUAUCCUAGUGGAUGAGGAAGAUUGUUUUUGUUUAUUUGCACGCGUCAACUCGACCGUCCCCGGGCACGGAGAAGACCAGGAUGCCGACGCUUUUCGGGGGACCAGCUGUCACCAGCACCAGAGGAUCCAAAGCAUCUCCACCAAGGAUGGCUGUCCGUAGACCCGCCCCGUCUCUUGUCUAACACCUCCACAUGCGGCCUCUGGUCUCGGCCCAGCAGUCCACCCCUGCCACAUCCUCCAGACGAUGGGUUGCGUCAAAUCCAAGGGGAGCGCUUCCCGCCGAGACAGUGAAGCGGCGCGGGGCGACAAGGCCUACUUGGUCCGCUCGGAGGACGGUUCCCCUCGGGCCGACCCGGCGCUGCUGGAGUACGCCCAGAAACUCUCGGAGGAGAUCAUGGCCCGGGCUGUGCAGCAGUGGGCGGAGGUGGACCGGCGUUACGGCGACAUCCCGUACAUCGAGUGCGACGUGCCGUGACCAUGAGGGACCAAAUGUUCCGGAGACCAUAACAUCAAAGUAGAGGAAGUGACUUUUGGACUUUCAGGGGUCAGCACAGCGACAUGUUAGGCGACAUCAGCCAUUUUUUAUCGGAGCUCGGGGACGCCGGUGGCUGGGAAUUGGCGUGAAGCUCUUGCCCCAGGGACCUUGACGGAUGUUACCGUUCGCCCC